AGUUGACUAUGAAAGUAAGACAGAGUCUUGCUAAUAAUAUUCAUAUUUAAUAAUUUAAUAAUUUAUUUACCAAUAUAGGAAUUUCAAUGAUGUAUGAAGAUUCAAUUGUUGAAAAUGAAAGAUUGAAAUUAAGCUUGCCUUCCAAUGAUAAAAUUCAAUCACGCAAUAAAAGAAAAAAUGUUGAUUUUAACAUUAGUAAUAAAAAUAAAAGAUCUAAAAAAAAAAUAUGCAUCUCAAGAUGAAAUGGCUAAUAGAAUUAUAGAUUUUUUCAAUGAUAAUAAGGUUGUUGAUAUAGUAGAAAUUGAAGAUUUCCAGAAUUUUGAAGUAACUUACAAUAGAGAAGAAGCAAACAGAAAAAUUUUAUUGAGGGGUUUGUUAGAUAAAAUGUCAGGAAAGGCAUCAAUUAGUUUAUACCGAUCUGUUAUCCAACUUGCGCUUCUACAUGAUAAAUUCAACAAUAACUACGAUAAUGACGAUAACGAUGACGAUGACGAUGACAACGACAAUGAUGAUAACGACAAUGAUGACGAAUUCUCGAAGGGAGAAAAAAGGUUAUUGAAAGAAUUAAAAUCGGUUAUUACCAGUAUACUUAGAGCAUCUUCUGUUUUAAAAAUUCGAAAAGAUUUUGUUUUAUUGUUAGUAAAUGCAAGAAAAAUGGUUGGGAAAAUUGCAAAGUUCCACCUUCUUUUUGGAGGUUUAUAAGCAAUGAUUCAUGGGAAAAUAAAAUUGUGAAUAAGAUUGGUUAAUUUUCUGUAACAUUCAA
Rhizophagus irregularis DAOM 181602=DAOM 197198 is the source of this 763-nucleotide messenger RNA. The record is from RefSeq and is a predicted model, not a curated record. Lineage: Eukaryota; Fungi; Glomeromycota; Glomeromycetes; Glomerales; Glomeraceae.